Malassezia globosa CBS 7966 is the source of this 216-nucleotide messenger RNA. RefSeq lists its product as uncharacterized. The record is from RefSeq and is a predicted model, not a curated record. Gene Ontology annotation, biological process: mRNA splicing, via spliceosome. The coding region runs from base 1 to 216 and encodes 71 amino acids. The transcript has 2 exons. Gene Ontology annotation, cellular component: spliceosomal complex; U4/U6 x U5 tri-snRNP complex; U5 snRNP. Lineage: Eukaryota; Fungi; Basidiomycota; Malasseziomycetes; Malasseziales; Malasseziaceae.
AUGUAUGAGCUGUAUGAUCCUUGCACCGUCAUGUUCUUCUUCCGAAACAAACAUAUCAUGAUUGAUCUUGGUACCGGCAAUAACAAUAAAAUCAAUUGGGCCAUUGAUAACAAGCAAGAAAUGAUCGAUAUUAUCGAAACCGUCUACCGUGGGGCCUCAAAAGGUCGUGGUCUAGUCAUCAGUCCCAAAGACUACUCCACACGCUACAAGUACUAA